CGACUUCUGUUCUCUGACGCCGUGAUGUUUUUGCAUCCAGAUGCAGAUUACGUGGAGAUCAGGAACCAUUUUGUGGCCGCCCGGCCGCACCUCCCCGUCAUGUUCAUCGCCACCCCCAGGGACCGCCGGGACUCUGCGUGGACCAAGGAGAAGCCUUCUGCGCAGGUCCUGCAGCGCCUCUUGGUUUUGGCUCAGGAAUCUCUUCAGGUUUUGGAGAAGCAGCUCAUGGACCCUCUGGGAAGCCAGGAUGUGAAGAUGGUCUUCCGCCCUCCUCUGGACUUCUACGACGUCCUCAUCCACCUGAACCCCAAGCAGAUCCCGAGGCACCUGGAGGCAGUGGACCGGCCGGCCAAGUCCUUCUUCCGGGGAACGUUGAAAAGCAGUGCAGCUGUCAAAACCUUAGCUUUCCCGGUGGUGGAUUACGACCCGGCUCAGCUGUACCUCCGAGAGUUGCAGGCGGCAUUCGGUGACCUGGCGAUGUUUUUCUACGACAAGCAUGGAGGAGAGGUGGUGGGAGUCCUCUGGAAGCCUUCGGCCUUUGAGCCACAGCCUUUCAAGGUGCUAAGCAUGAAAGGAAGAAUGCUGUCUGCCCUUGCCCCUGAGCCCCUGACAGUUCCCAAUGUGGAGGCCAUUUUGGAAGACUUCAAGAUUUUGGGAGAAGGAUUGGUCAAGUCAGUAGAGGCCCGUACAGAGAAAUGGUCCAUUUAGAACCUUUUGGAACUUUGUGCUGCAUGUAUAAAGUGUUGCCCAGGGUGUGUUCUCACCCGUAACUUUUUCCACUUAGCACUGUCUUAUACGAAAGGUAUUUUAUUACAUACAAACUUCUCUCGAUCCUAUUUCCUCCUGUAGACUCAUCCAGUUUAGAGAAACUUGACCUCCCUAAUAAAGGACUCUUGUUAUUGUAGAAACUCUUAUUAAAUCCUCCUCCCGCCACCUUUUGAGGCCAAGGAAAUAAUUGGAACAUUUCCCUUUAUUCGUCCAGUGGAAUUCUAAUUAAAACAUCACACCCUCUUAAAACCGUCAA
This is a messenger RNA of Podarcis muralis (Common wall lizard), 1024 nucleotides long. NCBI's taxonomy places the organism in Eukaryota, Metazoa, Chordata, Lepidosauria, Squamata, Lacertidae. The record is from RefSeq and is a predicted model, not a curated record.